Prunus mume (Japanese apricot) is the source of this 959-nucleotide messenger RNA. RefSeq lists its product as uncharacterized. The record is from RefSeq and is a predicted model, not a curated record. NCBI's taxonomy places the organism in Eukaryota, Viridiplantae, Streptophyta, Magnoliopsida, Rosales, Rosaceae.
CAAACCUUGAUAAGCAUUAAACGCCAAGACUUAUUCGUUUCUUCAGUGUCUGCCUUCCAAAGGUUUCAUCUUUGUCUUCCUCCUGUUCAUCACAGCUUCUCAAGUUAGGGUUUUCAAUGGCACAAGCUAUGGAUGUUGGAGGUGAGGUGAUGGAAAGCACUAUUCCUUCUCUUAUUGUAGAUUCUGUUCAGAAAGGAGAGGUACUUUCUCCAGAAGAUAGUGCUUGGGUUGAUUCCUGCCUGAUUAGUGAAUCUGAUACUUUGGAUGAUGACUGGUCUUCUCUGAAAGGUGCCCUGCUAGAAAUCCUUAAUUCUCAGCCUGAAUCACUCAGCUCUUCUGCACUUCCUUCUGGUGAGGGGGCAGAUACAGAACACUUCCAAAGAAGAACCCAAAGGAGUCUGCUUCCUAUUAAUGAAGACGAAGAGAGUGGAGAUGAUGAUAUGCCCACUGAUGAGGAUGCUAGUAAUUUGCAGUCAUCAACUUUUACGGGAAAUCCAUUCUUGCCAGGUUACCGUGAUGAUGACCUUGGAGUGACUGGAAACCUUGAGUUAGGAGCCAAUGUUGUCUCUACAGUAUCUGAGAUGGAGCCUUCAACUGAGGAUAUUUUCAGGGUUUGGGACUUGGAUGUUCCAGUGGAGGAAGAUGAUCUUGUUAAGCAGUUGGAAAAGGCCCUUGAAGAAAGUUCACUUCAACCGCUCCCACCAACUUUCAAUGAUUCUGAUGUGUGGAAAAAUUUGAAAGUAGAUUCGGUUGAUGCUCUAAUUGCUGGAAUUGCAGACCUGUCUUUGGUUGAAAGUUCCAGAUAACAUAUUCAUAUUUUCUAUAUAUAUACCAGAAGUUUAAUUUUCCAUUAUCAUUGUUCUGCUGUUGAGUAUUGGCUUCUUGUUGUCUCAAAUUUUCAUUGAAACAUGGACGAUGGUUUAAGAUGGGGGAAGUUUUCGGGAUUGCAGUUUUGGAAA